CGCAAGACGACGCAUUUGCUGAUAAGCGAGCAUGGCUUGCCCUAAUAUGAGUGCCAAUCUGCAACUUCAUGGACAAGGACCGCUGUCGGUGUUUCUUUUCACUUUCCGCCACCAUUCUGGCAUCAUGAUCAGGAGACGAGGCCAGCCAGUACGUUGCAUUUCAUUCUUUAUCUUGUAGGGUGCUUUGGUCAAGUUCGAAGCAGAAUCAAGAUGGUGAACCAGGCAGAUGGAGCAGCCACCUUGAGUAUACCCCCAGAUGCUGAGGACGACACUCCCCUUGACGUGACCGACUCGUUGAGCGGGAGCACGCUCGCCGCUCUUCAAGAGUUUCUUGCAGAGCAGAAGCAGGCCGCAGAGAAUGCCGAGGGGGACCCCUUUGCAGAGGACUGGGGCUUGUCGCAGUUUUGGUACACCCGAGAGACUGCACACAAAGUGGCAGAGGAGGUGGUUGAGAAAAGCGACGGGGGCCGGCAGCCAAUCGCCUGUGUGGCGUGUCCUUCUCUCUUCAGAGAACUGAAGGCUUCCUUCCCAGAAGCAAACGUGCAUCUCUUCGAGUUCGAUAACCGCUUCAGCAGUUUUGGGUCCCAGUUCACGUUCUAUGAUUACAACAAGCCGGUGCGACUGCCAGCGGAGCAAAAGGGGCACUUCCAAGUAGUUGUGGCUGACCCUCCCUACCUGAGUGACGAGUGCAUACAGAAAACCGCUCAGACAGUCGAGUACCUAUCCUGCUCCAAUGCUUCACGACUCAUUCUCACAGGUGCUGUACAGAGGGACCGGGUCUGGAAAUACUUAGGCAUGCGCCCAUGUGUUUUUCGACCAGAACAUCAGAAGAAGCUAGGCAACGAAUUCCUUGUGUACACCAACUACGAGGCAUGUCAAAGACUGGGUGGCUGGGACAAGAGUUUGAUCGAUCCAUGACGUGGCUGCUUUUAUAGGUAUGUAGUUGAGUGGAUUGAACGAUCGAGCCGCCCAUUCAUGUAUGGUUGAGCUUGUACGCUCUCAUGCAUGCAUGCAGGCUACAGCCUCAUGAUUGUUAUUUAAUUGUACACUAGCAGGAUAUAUGCACAAAUAGCUAUAGCUAGACAUACGCGAAUUAUAUAUGUCGACUGAGACAGCAUAUAAGCAUGAC
Klebsormidium nitens is the source of this 1129-nucleotide messenger RNA. The record is from the annotation of a GenBank genome assembly. NCBI's taxonomy places the organism in Eukaryota, Viridiplantae, Streptophyta, Klebsormidiophyceae, Klebsormidiales, Klebsormidiaceae.